UGUGAUCUACAGUUGAUUUCCUAGGAGGAUGAUGGAGUGUUUUGCUGGAUGUUGAUUCUUCUGAGUUUGAAGUGGCUAUGAUUUGAUCGCUUUGAGAUCAAUUUCACCUCAAUUAAAUACGUUUUGGCGAAAGGACGACGAAAGACCAUGGCCCAGGCUACACAGAUGAAUGUCCCCGAAAUCAACACUCCGAUAGCAGUAGAACACGAUAAAAAGAAGCGACAGUUUACCAUACGACUAAAUGGCUCUCAUGACCGUGCGGUCCUCUUGUACGAGUAUGUUGGGAAGAAGACUGUGGACCUGCAGCAUACGGAGGUUCCAGAUGCCUACAGAGGGAGAGGCAUUGCCAAGCACCUGGCCAAGGCGGCCAUGGAUUUUGUGGUGGAAGAGGAUCUGAAGGCUCACCUGACCUGCUGGUACAUCCAGAAAUACGUCAAAGAGAAUCCCCAACCUCAAUACCUGGAGCACAUCCACCCCAUGUGACCCCAUGACGGAGAGGGAGAGAGACUGCAGUAGAAAGCAUGGCCUCAUGCUUUCGGUUUGGAGGACUUUGUGCUCAGUUUUUUUGGGGGGUGGGGGGUGGUAAGGGAGAGACGGGAAGGGGGCAACCAUACUAGAGCUCUCCCUAUCUCUACGGACAUAAAGACUCCCUGUUGGAGAGCAGUGGUAGAGGAACUGUCCGAGUGCCAUUGUCAUUACUCGCGGCCUGUCCUCCAUGGGCAUGGAUGCCACUGUAUGUCAUUGUGUUUGUUUGUGUGUGUGUGUGAAAACCAAGGAAUGUUGCAGAGACUUGCUGCCCCCAAGGCUGUCUUAUUAUCUACACAGUGGCAAGACUAUACAGGAUUCCUGUUUUUUGUACUGUAAGAGGCAAUGUCUCCAUCACGCUUCGGCCGUAUUGCUUUCACCUAUUCUGUCUUGGCUGAUCCUUGAAGAGGAGUGAACAAGGGCAGGGGGAAGGGAACAGCUUUCUGGAGUGGAAUACAACCCUGAUCAUUCGGGUCAGGUCUUUAGUUUCUAUGUUUGUCCUCUCGUCAAAACCAGCAAGACAAAAAACAGCUGUUCAUCAGGACCUUGAUUAGCUGAAUCAGGUGUGUUAGAGCAGGGCAAUAGUGUGCACAUCCAAUAGCUCUCCAGGAGGAGGGUGGCGGGUUGGCCACACCUGGUAGACUUUAGACUAUCAUCAACAUGUAUCCCCCUACAUGUGUUCAGCCUGUCGUGGGCUAGUGAGGCGCUUCCCUCUAUUCCUACUGCCCAAGACCACUCCUCAGUAGGCCUACCUUUCACCUUAAAUGUUACUGUACAGAAAUCUGCUGUGCUAUCUGACAUGAGACAUUGCCAUAGAACCUUCAUCGACAGUGGGGGUGAUCUUCUACUGUCUGUAAAAGCACUAAUUCAGGGCUGUUUUACUACACUUCAAAUCUUGUGCAACAUUUUCUCUAUACAGUUUAAGCAUGGCUUAAGAAAACAGAAAACAAAAGUCAAAUAUCAAGUGACAGGUUUUACCCUUUAUUUUUUAUUAGCUGAGUAUCUUAAACUGCAGUAGGGAUUCUCUCUGGCUUUGACCUAGGUGAGAUGUACUAUUUGGUAGGUGACUGAAUGCAUACUAGUCAGGUAGGCAGUAAAACUGAUGACACUGAGUCUUCAGGGGAUGGUUCUGUAGGCCUACUGUCUGACAGAGAUGGGUAUAAAGUCUGCAGACUGUCAGAUUCUU
Molecule: messenger RNA, 1711 nt
Organism: Coregonus clupeaformis (lake whitefish)
Lineage: Eukaryota; Metazoa; Chordata; Actinopteri; Salmoniformes; Salmonidae
Product: protein NATD1
Exons: 3
Coding region: 148-483 (111 amino acids)
Source: RefSeq, a predicted model, not a curated record